AUGCCCACCACGAGACGGGGUGCAGCCGCCCUCGCUGGCCGUGAUUCAAACCAUCCCCCCCGCUCUCUCGGCCGGGCAAAUGCGUCGCAGACAACGAGCCCACGCGUAGCUGGGAACGCCGCUUCAAUUACUACGCCUACAAGAGGCACAGGAAAGAGAAACAGGAGAGAUGCAAAACCGGACGCGCCGGUUGCCAAGAGACCUGCGCUUGGGCGGCCGAGCACGCGGACGGGCUCUAGGACGGCCUUGGAGGACGAGAACGAGGACGACGUGCCGCGGGAUCAAACUUUUUACGAUGAAAUCAACGAAAAAGCAGCGUUGAGGGCCAAGGCAAAGAGACGAUUCGUCACGUGGCGAGAGUACUAUGCUGCAGCCGAGGAGCAGUUACUCCAGGAAAGCCAGCAAAGCGAGAGGCACGCCGUGCCAGAGACCAGCGAGCAGGGUAAUUCUUCGUCUCGUUAUGGACCCGUAGAACCAUCUGAUGAUGGCGGCGUGGCACACGAAUCACACGAGCAAGUGGGAAGGCAAGAAGACGCCGGUGUGGGGGGCAAUGGCGACGAAGCAGAAGAGAGUGAAGAGGAGGAUGACAACAGUGACCAUGGUGCUCCGGAAGCAACAAGUUCUGCCGUGGCUUCUGGCAACGCUUCACGCAUGGAGAAACUGGAACACGUUGCCCACAUGGACGCCAUUUCCACCGACAUGGCGUACAUCGAGCCGGAACCACCAGACACGAGCGUGUCGACCUUUAACCUCGAUUGUGAUGGAUUGACUACAAUGAUAACUGCAAUGGGCGGACGAGGCUGGAUGGACCAACGAGGCGAGUGGGCAGAUGGACUGCUUCGCAUUGAGGAAGAGUCCAGGGCCGCAUCCGAGGUCAUUGGAGCCAACGACUGCAAAAAGCUAUUUCACGAGAUUAUUGCCCUGUGGCGGAGUCUCAAGGACAUUCCCAAAGCACCAUCACUCAACUUGCAGGCACGAUAUCUACGAGAGCACUCCCGAAAAAUACAGAAGCACCUCAAAUUGGUACGGACUUUGACGGGGCAAGUCAAGAGCGACGCCUCGAAAAGUAACCUCCGACGAGGCAAUUCGAAAUCGAAACGAAAUGUGCAUGCACAAGGCCAACAAAGAGACCUAUUGAAGCGUAUACACGGCAUGUUAAUACCAGCGCUCGUGCUGGCACUCAAGGAGGCGCUAUUGCUAGGAGGAUACUCAAGGCUGAGGACGAAACCAGAGGUCAUCGGCUGCAAAGGUGGACUCUUCAUGGCAUGCACUUUGCAAUUCGCGCUUCGGGUCGUCGGGUUCAUCGAUCAGCUGUACGGCGUGGCAAUGGCACAUUUGCCUCCAGAAAAGGAGAAGGAGAGUGCGGCUGCAACGGCGCGACGGCGGACGCGGAUGGAAUUCGCGAAUUGUAUGCAGGUGUUGAAACCUCGCAUACUAGCAGGCAUGAAUGAGCUGAAGCGUCUUGCGGAAAGUCCACCACUGCAAGUCCAGUUGGCAGAGCGGUCAAGAAGCUUGCGGGAGGCGCAGGAAGAAAGGGACCGGAUAAUCAGGCAGAAGAAGGACGAGCAAAUGAUGCUGUUUGUGGCCUCCACCAAGCGCAUGCCAGAGGACACGCCCAAGCCACGGGACGAAUACUACGACAGGCACGGUUGGCGACUGUGGGAAGAUGAGGUGCUGCUCGGGGUGAUUCGCAAGACGAGGUCUCCGAACCUGGUGUUGCUGACCAGGCAGGUACCAGGCAGAUCACUAGGAGAGGUCACGAACAGAGUCAUCGAGUUGAGGGAAUGGAUCAAGGCGAAGUAUGAGGCGGCGGGUGUCUUGCCGCCAAAAUGGUGUUAUCAUUCAUAA
Molecule: messenger RNA, 1848 nt
Organism: Metarhizium album ARSEF 1941
Lineage: Eukaryota; Fungi; Ascomycota; Sordariomycetes; Hypocreales; Clavicipitaceae
Exons: 1
Coding region: 1-1848 (615 amino acids)
Source: RefSeq, a predicted model, not a curated record